This is a messenger RNA of Alternaria hordeiaustralica, 5475 nucleotides long. RefSeq lists its product as uncharacterized. Bases 1 to 5475 code for a protein of 1824 amino acids. Gene Ontology annotation, biological process: Golgi organization; autophagy; COPII vesicle coat assembly. The transcript has a single exon. The record is from RefSeq and is a predicted model, not a curated record. Gene Ontology annotation, cellular component: endoplasmic reticulum exit site; ER to Golgi transport vesicle membrane. NCBI's taxonomy places the organism in Eukaryota, Fungi, Ascomycota, Dothideomycetes, Pleosporales, Pleosporaceae.
AUGGACGAAGACGGCCCCAACUUUUCCUACGCCUACGGCGGCGCGCCUCCCACCCCCUCCACAGCCUCGAACGCAUCAUGGAAUCCCGCAUUGCGCACCGAGAAGGAAGCGAGUGCACCACCUAGCGCGAAACCCACGAAUCAGUUUGCACAGACCAAACCAGAGUCGUCAGAGGAAGACGACGAGGAAGAGGAUGACAGUGAGGAGGCGGAUGAGGAGGACGAUGAUGAAGAAUCAGAAGAGGAGAGCGAGGACGAAGAGACUCCUUCAAGGCCUGCAGUAGCUGCACCACUCGCACCGGUACCGGCAGUCAAGCCUGCACCCGAAGAAGCAGAGACCGAUGAGUCUACUGCGCGCGACGACACAAUACAAGCGCCACCAAGCGCAGAAGCGCCUCAACCUCUCGAGCCCCUGGAGGGUGGAGCAGACGGUGCCGACGAUGAAGAUCUAGUUAGUGCCACGCAGGCACUCAACAUUACCGAACCACAAGCGACACCAGCAAGAGCCGAAUCAAGUGAGGAGGAAGAGUCUGAUUCCGAAGACGAGAGCGAAGACUCGCAACCUGCAGCGCAGAUACAACGGGAGGAAAGCUCAGAGGAAAGUUCAGAAGAAGAGGCGGAACCCGAACAGCAUCCCGAGGAGAACUACGAGCACCAAGGAGAGACUACAGCCCUGGAGGAUGCUAUGACGGAUAGUGUCAAAGUGCCUUUGGUAGCAGACACGGAGGCAGAUGAAUGGGGCGCGUCUGGAGACGACCCCUUUGAUCUUGGUGGGAAACCACAAGAACCUCCUCUGGAGACACCCGUGGCGGAGGCUGUUGGGACGACCGUCGGAGACGACACUAUCGGAAAUACCACAGUAGGCGGAAACACUGGAGCCGACAUCGACUGGGGCAAUUCCGAAGAGCAGGAAGACUUCUUUGGUUUGGGCGCGAGCCAGCAGAUCGAACCUGCGCAGGCGGUAGACCAAAGUCCUGGCGCGCAUGUGGUACAGGCCGAACCAAAAGCUCCCGAAAAGAACGAGUGGGAUCUGGAUCUUGACCUGGACGACGACUUCUUGCCUGACCAAGAAGAAGCACCCGUCAUUGAGUUGAGCGACGACGAAGGCUUCCUCGAUGAUGAAGCGCCAGCACCCGCACAGCAACCCACGCAAGCCGCUCCUUCAGGAACUGCAAGCCGAUAUGCUCCUCAAACUCCUGCAGUCGCACCCGCACUUGCCCCGGCAGCGAACCCAUAUGCCCCUCAGUCGCAGCCCGCGGUGGCACCAGCUUAUGAUGGCUUUGGACGGAAUAUGGCUUUCCAACAGCAACAGCAACCACCUCGACCACCAAUGGCGAGUUCAGCGCAAAGUUUCGUAGACAAGUCGAAAGGAGGUUAUGCCUCGCCAUAUGAUCUGCCGGAAGACAUCGUAACUACCCGAAAGCGACCAGCUCCUCGAACAACAGUGUCUGCUGUACAGCCAACUCCACCACCCCCGCGAACUAGCAGUAUGUCCUCGAACGCGGGGCCUCCACGGCCGCCACUGUCGUCGAGCAUGUCAGUUGCCAGUCUGUCUCCGCCCUCAUCAGGCCACUCCAUGCGUUCUCAGAUGACUGGUAUGCCACCACCGGCUGCACCUCCAAAACCCGCUGUCACAGCGAAAUCACCAUCGAGUGAUUUCUUCGCCGAGCUGCCCGUCACCUCCAAGCCUCGCCCGUCUGGACGCUACACCCCGCAACCGAAUAUGGCUGUUCAACCUCCAGUCAGCCAUCCUCCCCCGCAACUUCCUCCAAAGGAGCGCACCGCUUCAACCUCGUCCUUGCGAAAUGAGUUCAUCCCAGAUGCUGCCAAAGUCGCUACUCCUCCUCCCUUCAGACAACCAGAACAGUUGGCCAUGUUCCCUACUCAGCCAUCGGUACCUGCGCGAACAAACAGUCUUCCCGUUCCUCAGCCAGUGCAAGCGCCUCUUUCCACGAACAGAUACUCUCCUGCUCCGCCUCCGUCGGGACCAGCUGCCAAUUCACGGUACUCUCCUGCACCCCCAAGUGCACCAGCGGCGAACCCGCGAUACUCGCCCGCGCCUCCGCCAGGACAGCCUCAUGCUCGUUAUCAGUCCGAGCCGCAUAACAACUUGACCCGGACUCCUUCGCAGCCUUUCGCGCCCCGUACUUCCAGCCCGCUAGCCUUCCAUAGCAUGCCUCAUCAGCAGGAGCAAGCCCCGGAAAACCAUGCACAAUAUCCUCCGAACCAUCAAGUCACCCAGUCGGCUGAUGGGAUGCCCCGUCCACCAUUCAGAAGCCCACUGGGGGAGGUUAGCGAGAUUGAAGAGCAGGAGCCAAUUCUGAGUUCGAGGCCGCCUACUGGACGAUCAGAGACGCCACCGCUACGGAGUACACCUUCAUCAGUAGUCGGCUCACCACGGAAGACCGAUGGCUAUGCACCAAGAUACCAGCCAGCCCAGCCGGCCGUCCCACAACGUUCUCACUCACAAUCUCCAACAGCGACUAUGAAGCAGCCUGCAUACAGUAUGAUGCCUUCGUCUUCAGUCUAUGGCGGCCGGCCUACUGCUUCAAGCUCGGUCAACGUCAUCCCCCAUCGUCGACAGGCGUCAGUCAACUACGACUUCAUUGUCCCCGAAGACGAGCGCUCGGCAGACCCACUCGAAAGAUGGAAGGGUCAUCCUGUGUUCACAUGGGGCCUAGGAGGCAAUGUUGUCACGAGCUUCCCUAAGCAGAUUCCUCGCUACGGAGGUGGCGGAUCAGCGCCGAUGAUGAAGAGUAGCCCUGGUGAGAUUCGCAUCCAGAGUGUCAAGGAGGUUCUCCCUCUGCCAGAAGACGUUGCCAAGUUCCCUGGUCCCCUCAAGGCCAAGGGCAAGAAGAAGGAUGUGUCAGCAUGGCUUGGCCGUAAAAUCGAAGCACUUGAGAACCAGUCUAAAGAGCCAGGACUCGAACACACUAUGAGCGAAGACGAGUUGAAGCGCGUGGAUGAUCGCAUCCUCCUUUGGAAACUCAUGCAAGCAUUGGUCGAUAAUGAUGGCAAAUUGGAGGGUACUCCUGCAGAAGCCGCUGUCAAGAAGCUGCUACUACCUCCAGGUGACGAGACAUCUGACGAAGCCGGUUCAUAUUCGACGGCAGCGGACAUUGUUGGACGUUCAAGAUCCAACACCUCCAACCUCCAGGCAGAGCCCAUCGAUCCCCGUGCUGUUGAAGAUCUACAGGGCAUGCUUGUCAAGGGUGAUCGCGAGAAAGCUGUCUGGCAUGCUGUUGACCAGCGCUUAUGGGGCCAUGCGAUGCUGCUGUCUUCUACUCUCAGCAAGGACAUAUGGAAGCAGGUUGUCCAAGAAUUCGUUCGAAAAGAAGUAAAGAAGGCUGGACGCAACAACCAGGCGCUGGCUGUAUUGUACGAAGUCUUUGCUGGUAACCACGAGGACUGUAUUGACGAACUGGUACCUGCUUCGGCUCGUGCCGGAUUCCAGAUGGUGAGCGCUGAUGGUGUUGGCGCAACCCAGAACGCACUCCAGGGUCUAGACAAGUGGCGCGAGACAGUUGCGCUGAUUCUGAAUAACCGUAGCGAAGGUGACGCAUCAGCGCUACUCUCGCUUGGAAGGCUUCUGGCUCAAUACGGUCGCAUUGAAGCUGCACAUGUAUGCUUCAUCAUCGCGCGUUCAGUUCUGAAAGUCAGUGGAGUCGAUGACCCGCAGGCUGAUCUUGUUCUGAUCAGCGCUGACCAUCGUCUCAACCCUCUGGAAAUGGGUGUCGAGAUGGAGCCAAUAUUGCUGACCGAGGUAUACGAAUUCGCGCUAUCGCUGUCAUCUCCGAGCGGCUCGUAUGUCAUUCCUCAUCUGCAAAACUACAAACUUGCACAUGCGUAUCAACUCGCUGAGAAUGGGUACCGGACCGACGCCCAGGCAUAUUGCGACGCCAUUGCAGCGGCAAUGAAGGCUACAACUCAAGUCUCGCUAUAUUACAACGCUGCUUUCAUCGCCAGUCUUGACGAUCUGAGCAAGCGACUGUCGCAGUCUCCGAAGGAUGGAUCGUCAUCGUGGAUCUCGAAGCCUAGCAUGGACAAGGUUGGAAGCUCGCUUCUAUCCAAGUUCAACAGCUUCAUUGCAGGAGACGACGAGGACAACACAGCCAACAAGUCUGGUGGGCCGGACGGACCUUUCGCUAAGAUCGCUGGUAAUAGCCCAUCCCUCACGCCCUCACAAUCGAGCACGGAUCUCUAUGGUGCGAUGUCCGGCUAUGGCGCUCCAACGCAACCAUCUGUCCCCGGCAACUCAAGGUAUGCACCAUCGAACGCGUACGCGCCAAGGUCGUCUUCGGAGCAGCAACGAUCUCGUUAUGAGCCUCAAGGUCGGCCAUCGAUGGAAUCGAACGACAGCUUCGGCGUGCGCGCAGCAUCUGACACCUACAUGCCUAUGACACCCACGUCAAACGUGUACAGCCCAACUCAAAAUCAACUGAGCCCACCGAGUGCACGCACGGCAGCCAAGGCACAGUCGUACUCACCCCUUCGUCCGGAGUACAGCCCAGCUCAGCCAUCCUUCGGUAGUCCUUAUAUGCCCACACCACCUGUCGGAGAGCCUUCCCUGGCCCCUGCAUUUGGUGGCUAUCAGCCUCAAGCGAACUCAGAUGAGCCGACAGCAAACGAGCUCACCUACGAUCGAUAUGGACCUUCGUCAUCCACCUUUGAGCCUCCUGCGUACCAGCCGUACAAUCCGGAUGAGGAUGACAAGGAAGAAGACAAGCAGAUAUCAAAGAAGAAGUCUUUCAUGGAUCUUGACGACGAUGACGACCUCGCUGCCCGCGCCUCGGCCUUGAAGAUUAGUGGAGGCAGCAGCUCCAAAUCAGACGCAGACAAAAAGGCAGAUGAGGCAUUCCGCAAAGCCGCCGAAGCAGACGCUCAACGCGACAAGGAAGCCGCAGCAGCAAAGAAGGGAGGAUGGUUGUCUGGGUGGUUUAAGAAAGAUCCCAACGCCGGUCCCGGUCCCAUCAAGGCCAAGCUGGGAGAAGAGAGCAGUUUCUACUACGACACAGAUCUUGGCAAGUGGGUAAACAAGAAGGGCGGCGCGGCAGACACGGGUAAGCCCGCUGCAACACCACCUCCUCCACGUGCUGGACCUCCCGGCGGCGGAGCUCGAAGUGCCUCAGGUAGCGCCGCACCCACACCGCCUAUGGGUCCUCCCGGCGCAGGUGCACUGCGUCCACCUACCUCCAACCCCCGCUCGUCGUCGCUGCCGCCGCCAAUGGGUGUAGCAGGCUCCCGCGCAUCUACACCCGGCAUCCCAGAAUCCGACGAAGAGGGUUUCGCUGGACCCAAGCCACCUACGCUGGCUAGACCCAGCUUCGGUGCUGCAUCCGGACCGCCAUCACGGCCGGGCACUGGUAUGAGCAAUGCUAGUAGUAUUGACGAUUUGCUCGGCGCACCUCAGGCGAGGAAGGGCCCGGCGGGUAAGAAGAAGAAGGGUGGACGCUAUGUCGAUGUCAUGGCCAAGUAA